Messenger RNA from Papilio xuthus (Asian swallowtail), 1012 nucleotides. RefSeq lists its product as uncharacterized. Gene Ontology annotation, molecular function: aspartic-type endopeptidase activity. Gene Ontology annotation, biological process: proteolysis. The record is from RefSeq and is a predicted model, not a curated record. The transcript has a single exon. Lineage: Eukaryota; Metazoa; Arthropoda; Insecta; Lepidoptera; Papilionidae. The annotation marks the transcript as partial.
AUGAGCAACACCGAAGACGAAUUCCAGGAGGCACGGAUUUUGCAAAAUGAACCUUCAGCCCAUGUGUGUAAGGUCGGAAUUCGCAUACCACCGUUUUGGCCGGAGGAACCCGAGAUAUGGUUCGCACAAGUUGAAGGUCAGUUCAGCAUUGCUGGCAUCACUAAUGACUCGACCAAAUUUAAUUAUGCCAUUGGUCAGCUCGGAAACCUGUACUCCAAAGAGGUCAAGGAUUUAAUUAUCAAUCCACCCUCCACCAACAAAUUUGAAAAACUGAAAACGGAGCUGAUAAAAAGACUGACUGCAUCCAAAGAAAAGAAGUUGACGCAGCUGCUGAUGUAUGAAGAGAUGGGUGACAGGAAGCCGUCACAGUUUCUUCGGCACCUUGAGAGCUUAGGCGGGUCGCAAAUCUCAACCGACUUUUUGAAAACAGUUUGGGUCAGCCGGUUACCUACCGGCAUUCAAACAGUAUUGGCUGGACAGACUUCUACCACGAUUGAAGCGAUGGCGGAUAUAGCAGAUAGGAUCAAUGACCUUGUUCCCUCGACACCUCAGGUGGCAUCAACCAGCCGACAGAGUGAGAACGUCGAGUUGGCCAGGGAGAUCGCUGCUUUACAGGAAGAGGUCUUACAGCUGGCCCUCAGACAACGAAGCGGCAACUCAAGCAGCAGGUCCCGACUACGCGAUCGUCAGCAUUCUUCGUCGAGAUCCCAAUCCCGCUACCGGCGCCACCCAGUCUGCUGGUACCACUUUAAGUUCGCCGACAAGGCGACCAAGUGCUGCCCUCCAUGUAACUUCAAGUCGGAAAAACUCCAAAGGCAAUCGGUAACGACGACCGACGAUUGCCCCUCUUCAACUGGUCGCCUGUUCGUCACCGAUCGCAAAUCCAAGACACAGUUCCUGGUCGACACUGGGAGCGACCUCUGUGUCUUCCCGCGGUCGCUGCUGCGAGAGCGUCGUGCCCGGACUACGUAUCAGCUAAGUGCCGCUAAUGGUUCUUGUAUAAACACUUACG